UGUCGAUGCGAUCGGUGAUUUUUGUCGUUACUGAAUGGUACCUUAUCUAGACCAGACGUGACAGUUUGCAAACUGGCGCGUUUGACAGCCUUAUCACGCUCCACCAGGUAUUCAGUGUAGGUUGUCCAAAGAGUGCGAGGGAAGAUAACGACAGCGCGAAUCCACUUGAUGAUUCGGAUGAUGACCCACACUAGGAAAGCAAUAACUAAAAUCGAGUAUAUCAGUCAACAGAAAUUUUCCAAAUCAUCAUUCACUCCGGCAAAGGUUACUUACAUGCUAGAACAUAUGAGAGCCAAGCAUAUCCCAUGUCCAGCCAAGGACUUUUGGCUCGAUUAGCGAGGAUAGAUUCUACCUCAACUUCUAG
Messenger RNA from Umbelopsis ramanniana AG, 364 nucleotides. RefSeq lists its product as uncharacterized. Bases 169 to 336 code for a protein of 55 amino acids. The transcript has a single exon. The record is from RefSeq and is a predicted model, not a curated record. Lineage: Eukaryota; Fungi; Mucoromycota; Umbelopsidomycetes; Umbelopsidales; Umbelopsidaceae.